Oryzias latipes (Japanese medaka) is the source of this 5916-nucleotide messenger RNA. It is a transcript of the gene mast1b, whose product is annotated as microtubule associated serine/threonine kinase 1b. The record is from RefSeq and is a predicted model, not a curated record. Lineage: Eukaryota; Metazoa; Chordata; Actinopteri; Beloniformes; Adrianichthyidae. Gene Ontology annotation, biological process: cytoskeleton organization; peptidyl-serine phosphorylation; intracellular signal transduction. Gene Ontology annotation, molecular function: magnesium ion binding; protein binding; ATP binding.
GGAGGGGCGAAGGGGAAUCCCGGCCACAGAAACAUCCUGUUCUGCAGCCUCGACCUCCACAUUCCAGACGCAGGAGAGCCGCGCGCGCAUGACUGACCCGAGCGGUGAUGCUUUUGGACUGAAGUGAAUUUGAACUCAGAUUGGGAUGGUGUGGAGGAAGAAGCGCUCCUCGGUGAUGUUUACAGGGAAGGACAAGCUCCUCCCCGACGAAUCAGCGGCGGUGUCAGGCUGACCGCGGAGCUCGUGGAUGAGCGGCGCGUCUCUCUCUGCGCUGCUCCGCCGCUGUCCUUUGUGUGGAGUGAAGCUGACUUUCUUAGAUUCUCGUUUGUCAGUGGGGGACGUGUUUUCGUCGUCGUGUUUUCAGGCCCUCCCCUCGUUUGGCUGAGCGCUAACAAAGCGCGCAGACCUCUGGCGAAAUGUCAAGGAUGCGCGGACAAGGAGGCGGCGUGGGACGCUUGUCACGAGUGAAACUGUGAGAACUAGAGUCUUUGCUUUUCUUGGAGUCUUUUUUUAUAUAAGUGAGACAGUAUGGGACCGCUUGACACGGGUGUGUGCUCGUGGAUCGCUUUGACUUGACCCCGGACUGCAUGAGUGUGCGCAGUCCCUCCGGCCUCACCGUGCGCCAGGACGCCCCCACUGCGGACAGUCUGCGUUCGGAUGUCAGAGCCGCGCUGAGAAAACUCACAUAAGGGACGGCAUAAAGGGGUGCUUCAGUGAGGGGAACCCCAUCCAGGAGCCCCGCAGCUCCUCAUCUGCCAAAGCAAUGGAUGACUCGGGGAUUAUAAGGCGGCGGAGGCUGCAGGAUUUGCCUUUGCCGCGCAAAAACAGCAGUUGCCGCACGAGCAACAGGAAAAGUCUGAUUUUGACGACCACGUCCCCCACGCUGCCACGCCCACACUCCCCCCUGCCCCUGCCUGGGCAUCUCGGAAGCAGUCCCCUGGACAGCCCACGGAACUUCUCUCCCAGCAACCCAGCGCACUUCUCGUUUGCCUCCUCCAGAAGAGCCGAUGGGAGGAGAUGGUCUUUAGCGUCUUUACCUUCUUCUGGCUAUGGCACCAACACACCCAGCUCAACGUCCUCCAGCUCCUCUCAGGAGCGGCUGCACCAGCUGCCCUUCCAGCCCACCAUGGAUGAGCUCCACUUCUUAUCUAAGCACUUCGGCAGCACAGAGAGCAUCACUGAUGACGACGGGGGCCGCUGCUCGCCCCACAUGCGCCCACGCUCCCGCAGUCUCAGCAGCCCUGGACGCUCGUCUUCCUGCUAUGAUAAUGAGAUCGUCAUGAUGAACCACGUGUACAAAGAACGCUUCCCAAAGGCCACAGCACAGAUGGAGGAGAGGCUGGCCGAGUUCAUUCAGGCCUUCUCUCCAGAGAAUGUCCUCCCGCUGGCCGAUGGAGUCCUCAGCUUCAUCCAUCACCAGAUAGCCGAGCUCGCCAGGGAUUGCCUGACCAAAUCCCGCGAAGGCCUCAUAACCUCAGUCUACUUCUUUGAGCUGCAGGAGAAUCUGGAGAAGCUUCUUCAGGAUGCUUUUGAGCGCUCAGAGAGCUCUGAGGUCGCCUUCGUCACAGAGUUGGUGAAAAAGCUUCUCAUCAUCAUCGCCCGCCCAGCGAGGCUGCUGGAGUGUCUGGAGUUUAAUCCUGAGGAAUUUUAUCAUCUGCUGGAAGCAGCGGAGGACCAUGCCAAAGAGGGCCAUCUGGUGAAAACCGAUAUUCCUCGUUACAUCAUCAGCCAGCUGGGACUCACCAGAGACCCGAUUGAAGCUGUUUCAUCAGAAAUGGUGAACUUGGACAGCUACGACAGCGAGGGACCGGUUACUCCAGAAACGGAUGAUUCCACAGAGGGGAAGAGCAAAGCAAUGAAACCACCAGGAGAAGCAGAUUUCCAGACCAUCAAAUUGAUCAGUAACGGGGCGUACGGUGCUGUCUACUUGGUGCGCCAUUUGGAGUCACAGCAGCGUUUCGCCAUGAAGAAGAUCAACAAACAGAACCUGAUCCUGAGGAACCAGAUCCAGCAGGCCUUUGUGGAAAGAGACAUCCUGACCUUUGCAGAGAAUCCCUUUGUUGUCUCCAUGUUCUGCUCUUUUGAAACGCGACGGCACCUCUGCAUGGUCAUGGAGUAUGUGGAAGGGGGGGACUGUGCCACUCUGCUGAAAAACAUCGGAGCUCUGCCUGUGGAAAUGGCACGCAUGUAUUUCGCAGAGACCGUCCUCGCACUGGAGUACCUGCACAACUACGGCAUCGUACACCGAGACCUGAAGCCUGACAACCUCCUGAUCACCUCAAUAGGACACAUCAAGCUGACUGACUUUGGCUUGUCUAAAAUGGGCCUGAUGAGCCUGACCACCAACCUCUAUGAAGGACACAUAGAAAAAGACACGCGGGAGUUCUUGGACAAACAGGUGUGCGGAACCCCGGAGUACAUCGCCCCAGAGGUGAUUCUCCGUCAGGGUUACGGGAAGCCGGUGGACUGGUGGGCUAUGGGCAUCAUCCUGUAUGAAUUCCUGGUGGGCUGUGUCCCGUUCUUUGGAGAUACUCCAGAGGAGCUCUUUGGACAAGUUAUCACUGAUGACAUUGAGUGGCCUGAUGAGGAUGACGCUCUUCCUGUUGAUGUUCAGCACCUGAUAUCAUCGCUCCUGCAGAGAAAUCCACUGGCACGACUAGGAACAGGCGGCACUUUUGAGGUGAAGCAGCACUCUUUCUUCACGGAGGUGGACUGGAACAGCCUGCUGAGGCAGAAAGCAGAGUUUGUUCCUCACUUAGAGUCAGAGGAAGACACCAGUUACUUUGACACCCGUUCUGAGCGCUACCAUCACGUGCAGGCAUACGAAGAAGAUGACACCAAUGACGACGAACCGGUGGAAAUCCAUCGAUUCUCAUCCUGCUCCCCUCGCUUUAGCAAGGUUUACAGCAGCAUGGAACACCUGUCCCAGCUGGAGCACAAACCUCCCCCCGUGACUCUGCGGGAGCACAAGGCCCCGAGGGAGGAUCGGGUGGGAAAAAGAGAAAGCCUGGGGAGCGUUACCCUCAGAGAAAAGAGCUGGAGAACGGGUUCUCCUGAGAUGAAGCGCUUGUCCUGCUCGGAGACCUUCUUCACCGAGUGUGACUCCAGCCUGGCAUCAGGCGCUCGAAGACGCUUCUCAGCCCUGAUGGACACGCAGCGCUUUGCCUCCCCUCUGGAGCUGGACUUUGAGCCACCUGUUCCAGGGAAGCAUACUCCUAUAAAGACCAGGGGAGCUUCCCUGGAAGGAGCUAUGGGAUUUGUCUCCCCUCAUGGAGAUCUGAGAACUUUCCUCAAAGAUGUGAACAGUGUCGCUGCUGGAGACAAACUUUUGAGACCGGCUGAUUCUACAGGAGCUGUCCCUAGUUUGGGGCUUCCUGAUCCACAGGGGUCCCGUGGGGCCACCACUGACCUGGUUCUGCGUAGAGCCCGACAUCAGCAGCUUUCGGCUGAAGGAGACAAACCUAACUCCCGUCCAGGGACCAAAGUUAUCAAAUCUGCCUCCGCUACUGCGCUGUCUGUCAUGAUUCCAGCAGUGGAGCAGCAUGGUGCCUCCCCACUGCCUAGCCCCAUGUCUCCUCGCUCCCUCUCGUCCAACCCUUCCUCUCGAGACUCCUCCCCCAGCCGAGACUGCUGCCCAGUGGUUAAUGUCCUGCACUCUCCAAUCACCAUCCACCGCUCCGGGAAGAAAUAUGGCUUCACUCUGCGAGCAAUCAGAGUCUACAUGGGGGACAGUGACGUCUACAGCGUCCAUCACAUGGUUUGGCAUGUGGAGGAUGGGGGUCCAGCCCAGGAGGCGGGACUAAGAGCCGGUGACCUCAUCACUCAUGUAAACGGAGAGUCAGUUCACGGUCUGGUUCAUACGGAGGUGGUGGAACUAAUCCUGAAGAGUGGAAAUAAAGUAACAGUCACAACAACUCCUUUUGAGAACACCUCGAUCAAAGUGGGUCCUGCACGCAAGUCAAGUUACAAGUCCAAGAUGGCGCGACGCAGCAAGAAACCAGGAGUCAAAGAGGGACAAGAUAAAAAGCGCAGCUCUCUGUUCAGAAAAAUUACAAAGCAGUCCAACCUGCUCCACACCAGCCGCAGCCUCUCUUCUUUGAACCGCUCUCUGUCGUCUGGAGACAGUCUCCCAGGAUCCCCCACCCACAGCCUCACCGCCCGUUCGCCCACUCAGACUUACCGCUCCUCUCUGGAAACAUCUUAUUUGGGCACUUCAUCUCAGAGCAGCUCCCCAGCAUCCAGCACCCCCAACUCCCCAGCAGCCUCCCACCACAUGAGGCCCAGCUCUCUGCACGGCCUCUCUCCCAAGCUCCACCGACAGUACCGCUCAGCACGCUGCAAAUCCGCAGGAAACAUCCCGCUGUCACCUCUGGCUCACACCCCCUCCCCAACCACCUCCUCUCCCCCACCUCUCAGUGGACACACAGUCGGCAGCUCCAACACCACCCAAACCUUUCCUGCUAAGUUGCACUCUUCACCCCCUGUCGCCCGCCCCCGCCCCAAGAGCGCCGAGCCUCCCAGGUCCCCCCUUCUGCAGAGGGUGCAGUCUGCAGAGAAGCUCGGAGCACCGAUUCUGCCUUCCUCUUCUUCGUCAUCAUCAUCGCCUUCUCCUUUGACAGGGGUGGUGUCGUUACGCAAGCAUAGCUUGGAAGUGACUCACGGGGAUUACAGAAGAGAGUCUUUCCACUGUGAGCACAGUCUGCAAAGUUUGCUAGAGAUUGAAGGAGAGAACGGACCUGCCCCCCCUUCUCCUUCCUCGUCUUCCUCCCCUUCUCCUCCACUGGGAGGUGAGAUCGGAGGGUUGAAGCCUGUUCGGAGGCUGGGGAGGCAGGAGUCGCCACUCAGCCGGGACACGCUCAUAACAAAAGACAAAGAUUCCCAAACUGCUGCGUCUGACAUCACUGGACGACAAGCUAGAAAUGCUACUGCUACUUUUGACAAAACUAGAACAGCAGCAUCAACUGCUGAGACAGACUUGAGUAGAACUUCAGGCGAACUUAAACCCAGAACCUCGUUGGAGGAAACAAAGCUCAAUCCUGAAAACAAACCACCAAAUCCACGUGUUUUAGGUUCUGAAGCAACAUUUACUAAGAGUAAACCCAGUGAGAAAACCUCAAACACGUCAAGGAGCCUCCAACAAGAAGACACCAAACAGCAGAAUGUGCAGACAGAGAAUGGACCUGCAACCAAAGCUCAGGAGAAGACUGAAGAGAAAGAAAAAUGCUCCGCCGGUCGAGACAAAAGUAACACAAGGAAAUCAUCAGGGAUGGAGCAGACCAAACAACCUAUAGGUCCAGAAACUCCUGAAAAAGGAGUCAUCCGCGUAAGCGACAAAACAGCUGACACAACAAAGGUCAAAGGACCUGCACCCCCAGUUCCAGCUCAAGUACAAACCCAGCCUCCAACCAGAAACAGGGUGGAGAAGUCAACAAGUAGCUGCCGAGGGGUCAAGGAGGAGAGGGCACACCUGGAGGUCCUGGAGGAGAGUCCCACGUCCCCUUCUCCAAGAGCGGCCUCGCCCUGCUCAGGCAAGUCACGGCCAAUAUCUCCAGGAGAAAAAGCCAGUUUUGUUACUCAGCUAACGAGUGUGGCUAAAACCGUGCUGGGGCCUAUGAAAGGGGGGCCCCAAGAAGCUGGUAAGGCGAAGGAUGUUGCAAAGACGAGCGAAGAGAAGAGAGGAGGCACGUUAGCAAAGGCAGACACUCUGUCUGGGGGCAUUCGAAGGGGUGCUCACAGCACUGCCCCCACCACCGCCGGGACUGCCCACUCUGGCAGAGGAAACGGCCGUGGCUUCAAGCAUCAAUCAUGAUGAGAAAAGCAAAAAUCCUCCCUCGUAAUGCCUUUUGCUGUAGCCUCACACUGACAUAUCAUGACAUAUCCUUUGAAUGCAGGGGAGACACCAAUGCCUGACAAAAA